ACUUGGUGAGGUACAUCCAUCCUGCAUACCAGGCAUAGAUACACUGCAUAUUAGGGCAGCUGUAUCAGAGGGGUGUGUGUGUUUGUGUCCCAGCGAUUCCUACACAUAUGUAGGUAUAAAAAUGAAUCUCUCAUCACGUUCACAAGACCGUAAACGAGGGGCCCGAUUCUUUAGCAAGAGUGACAUAGAUGAGUUCAAGGAAUGUUUUUCCUUCUAUGCAAGACAAAGGCAUAUUGUCAAUGUAGAGGAGCUAAAGAUUAUUAUGAGAUCAUUAGGCUAUAGCCCAACCAUUGUAGAGUUGCAAACAUAUUACAAAAAAUACCAGAAAGAGGGCAAGAUUGAUUUUGCCACUUUCCUGGAUAUCAUGCAUGAACAUUCCCAGAAUGAGAAGUGUCAGGAGGAACUUGUGGCAGCAUUCCAGUCGCAUGAUAUUCAACGGAGAGGAUACGUGAAUGCAUCGGAGGUCAAGAAUAUUCUGACACAAUUUGGGGAAAAACUGAACAAAAGAGAAGUUGAUGCAUUAUUCAGGGAGGCAAAGAUCCAACCAAAUGGACAAGUUAAGUAUGCAGACUUCAUCAAGACUCUUCUGACACCAGCUCCAGACUACUGAUGUAAUAGUUUUGAUCCAGCUUGAGGAUGAAAUUGUUGGCAGGGGAUGGGGGGUGGGGGCUAGAGACAUUAAAUGAUGGUCACAAUCCUUAGUUAUGGAGACCACAAUUUUUGUUACAUCAUGCUUACCAAAAGCAUCUCGCAUCUUAAGUAAAACACAUUUUCUGUGCAUUUAUUGAAAAAAAGGAACAUAUAAUCUUGCUUUCAUGCAUUUUAGUACAUGAUAUUCAUGUAUAUUGGAUAUACAUUGUAGCCACUUUGUUACAUCUUGCAGAAUGUUGAGAGAUGGGUGGAAUUGGCAGUUUUGUCAUGUCACUAAAAACUAAGUCAGAACUGUCUGACAUUUAUUUAUGUCUUUCCCAGAUAAAGGAAGUCGGGGCAAUUAUUUUCACCAUUCCCGGAUCUUCAUUCAAAUGUAUCUUUUUAUAGAGAGCUUUUUUAUGGUCUUGAACUACUGGUAUGCACUUUGUUAGGCAAUGGUUACUGAUUCAUAUUUAUUAACUCUCAUACUUAAUCAUGCAUUGCUGUGAAAAAAUGCUGAUUUCUUUAGUAAUCAGUUUUGCACAAAGAUAAUUAUUCAUUCCAAGUUAACACAAAGGUGCAAUUCCUGUCACUAUUAAAUAUGUAAUUAUGUAAUAUUUUCAUUCCAAUAAGGAUGCACUAGAUAAACAUGCAAAAUAGACAUUUAUAGGUGUGUUUGUCAAUUUUCAAGAAGUCAUUGAUAUCUCAUUGUCCAUCUCUUUUUCAUCCUACCUUAAAUUGCAUUUCUUUUCUUUCCGAGUGAUAAUAUUGUCAUUUUAACAGAGCUGAUACCAUGCCAUUGUUUAGAAAGAGACAAGAAGACAAAAUGUUGGUUCCCACUUUUUAAAGGUUUAGUCAGAAUGCUAGUUGCAGGGCAUUUGGUUCAGAAGUAUAGUCAUGUAGCAAUAGUAAGUUCUGAAUUAGUAAUAAGUACACUGUAUGCGGUUUAAGGAGAAAUAAACUAUUUAUUCUGUCA
Molecule: messenger RNA, 1606 nt
Organism: Lingula anatina
Lineage: Eukaryota; Metazoa; Brachiopoda; Lingulata; Lingulida; Lingulidae
Product: calmodulin-like protein 4
Cellular component (GO): myosin II complex
Molecular function (GO): calcium ion binding
Source: RefSeq, a predicted model, not a curated record